GAAACAUCCUAACUUCUCCUAGCAACCUACUAACCACUACCGCAAGUGUAUAGGAGCUUAUAGAUUAGAGUUAACCAGCCUUCUAAUAAGUAGACAGUGGCGGAACACAGCUCGACGCUCCUCGUAUCCUCCUCAAUGACUCUUGACGACCCCAUUGAUUUCGUCCCCUGAUUGCGACGGCUCCCUUAACUCAUUCACUCAAAGAUGUCGUCGGGACAUGAAGCUCACCAACACCCAGGCGACCGGGAUGAGGCGACACCGCUUCUCCCUCAUCACUCCCCUGGAAGCGGGAUGACCGCCCACGAGGGCGAGAGCGGCCGCAGCGGCUUCCACCCGCGGCAGUUCGUGUCGGUGCUCUGGCGCAGCUCGAGCAAGCUGUCGAUGCUGGUCAACGUACUCUGGCCCUUCGUGCCUAUCGCCAUCGUGCUACACUUUCUCGGGAACGCGCCGCUAUGGACCUUCGCGACGAGCUACAUCGGCAUGGUGCCGGCCGCCAACCUACUGGGCUUCGCCGGCCAGGAGUUCGCGCGCAAGAUGCCCAACAAGGUGGCCGGCAUCCUGAUCGAGACCACGUUCGGGUCCCUCGUCGAGAUCAUCCUGUUUGUCGUGCUCAUCGCCAACCAUGUUGUUGGUGAGGGCGAUAACAACGACAGCAGCAGCGAGGAGGGCAAUCUGAUCCCCGUCAUCCAGGCCGCCAUCCUCGGCAGCAUCCUCACCAACCUGCUGCUCUGCCUCGGCCUGUGCUUCUUCUUUGGCGGCAUCCGCCACGCAAACCAGAAGUUCCACGCCGUCGUGUCCGAGGUCGGCAACGGCCUGCUGCUGGUCGCCGCCUUUGGCCUGCUCAUCCCCAGCGCCUUCUACUCGGCCCUCAAGAACGAGGCCGCGUCCGAGUCGGCCGUCGUCGUCGUCUGGCACGAGAAGAGCUUCACACAGGGCAAGCUGCAGGCCGACGUGCUGCAGAUCAGCCGGGCGGCGUCGAUCGCGCUCAUGUUCGCCUUUGUGCUGUACGUCUGGUUCUGCGCUAGCAGCCAGCACAGCAUCUUUGACGAGGUCAUCGAGAUGGACGAGCACCGCGACGCCGACCGCGAGGAGGACCUGCAGAAGCCCAAGUUCACCAUGACGGAGACCGUGGUGGCGCUGGUGCUGUCGCUGGUCUGCGUGACGCUGCUGCUGGUUUUUCUGGUGGACGAGAUCGAGCACGUCGUGCGCAGCGGCGUGCCGGACCAGUUCCUCGGCUUGAUCUUGCUGCCGCUUGUCGAGAAGGCCGCGGAGCACUUGACUGCUAUUGACGAAGCGAGGGACGGCAUGAUCAACGUUGCGCUGUACCACUGCCUCGGCCCUUCCAUCCAGACAGCGCUCUUCAACGCCCCGCUCGUCGUGAUGGUCGCCUGGACCAUGGGCAAGCCGCUGGACCUCAACUUUGAAAUUUUCAUGAUUGGCCUGCUCGUCCUGUCGAUUUUGGUCGUUGGCAACUUUCUCCGCGACGGCGAAUCCAACUGGCUUGAGGGGGCACUGCUUGUGGUUGUCUACACCAUCAUGGCCAUUGCCUGCUGGUACUACCCGGAUCCCGACGUGGCAACCUCCAACGGGCUGGAAGGAUCUGGCUUGGUAAAGGUGACCAUGACCAAGGAGAUGCUGGAGCAACUCCAGCAGGUGCUAAGACUUGAACCAUCCGCCUGAUCAACUGUGACGAUACUAUGGGCGGCGUCUUACAUGGACAUACCAGUCCCCACCAGUUGACGUGGUCCCACAGUAGAGAGCACUGUAGUGUUCCAUCUUCUAGAUAUGUUUAGUCGCCUUGUGGAUUGUUCUCCGAUAAUUGCCUGUCCAGGGGACUUCUUUGUGACUAUGCUGCAAAGUCUGUAGGGACAACGCGCUGAAAGGGUAGGUGAAGCUUGAGAAGCGAGGCCUGGGUACCUACCUAACUUAGAAGUCGUCAGCGAUAGAAUGCUAGGCGAGGUGGCUGUUAGAUACAGCUGCAGAGCGAGCUUGAACUCCAAUUCCUGUGGAUUGAAAUAUUUUCUGUUGCUAGGGGAUGGCUGCUCAAACAAAGGGUAGCGUCAGAAUGACUUCUAAGUUGUG
Messenger RNA from Chaetomium strumarium, 2082 nucleotides. RefSeq lists its product as uncharacterized. The record is from RefSeq and is a predicted model, not a curated record. The transcript is spliced from 3 exons. Gene Ontology annotation, biological process: intracellular calcium ion homeostasis; calcium ion transmembrane transport. Gene Ontology annotation, molecular function: calcium:proton antiporter activity. Gene Ontology annotation, cellular component: fungal-type vacuole membrane. Bases 205 to 1680 code for a protein of 491 amino acids. NCBI's taxonomy places the organism in Eukaryota, Fungi, Ascomycota, Sordariomycetes, Sordariales, Chaetomiaceae.